CUUGUUUUGAAAGGCCGGGUGACUCAGCCGCGUCUCCGCGGCCGGGGCGGGGGCGCACGGUGGCCGGAGCUGGUCGGUGGCUCCCGGGCUCGGUGGCCGACGGCGUGGCAGCAAGCGACCGGCUUCCUUUCCUUCUAAGAAUGAGUGUUCGCCAGGGCAGUGAUGACGACUGGCUAUUGCAGCCAGAGCUCAGCUGCCUGGGAGAUGAGACCUUAGCUGCCACUCAAGAGAAAGCCAGCAGCAGCUCGGUGUCCUCUGGUCUUCAUAGUCUCACUUGUCCCCUAGCUGCCAGGAGUGAAGACCUUGCACUCGACUAUGCUCCUCAGCCAGCAGCAAGCCUUCAGUGUCCUCACAUAAUGUCGCUUCCUGAAGACAGCAAGGGCUCGUGCUUCCAGAGCGGGAGCAAGCGAAGCCACGAGCCCUUUGUAGUUCCAGAGAGAUUUGGAAAUGGCGGCUUAGGUUUUGGAGGCAGCUCUCACUCUCAAGCCCCAGAGAAAGUGACACUUCUUGUGGACGGCACCCGUUUUGUGGUGAAUCCUCAGAUUUUCACUGCUCAUCCGGAUACCAUGUUGGGAAGGAUGUUUGGGCCAGGCAGAGAAUACAACUUCACAAGGCCCAAUGAAAAGGGGGAGUAUGAGAUCGCAGACGGGAUUAGCGCCACUGUGUUCCGCACAGUUCUGGAUUAUUACAAAACUGGCGUCAUCAGCUGUCCAGACGGCAUCUCUAUCCCAGACCUCAGGGACACGUGCGACUAUCUCUGCAUUAACUUUGACUUCAACACUAUCCGAUGUCAAGAUCUCAGUGCUUUACUGCACGAGCUGUCCAACGAUGGUGCCCACAAGCAGUUUGACCACUACCUCGAGGAACUGAUUCUGCCCAUCAUGGUGGGCUGUGCCAAGAAAGGCGAGAGAGAGUGUCAUAUUGUUGUGCUAACAGACGAGGACUCCGUGGACUGGGAUGAAGACCACCCCCCACCCAUGGGGGAAGAGUAUUCCCAAAUUCUUUACAGCUCCAAGCUCUACAGAUUCUUCAAAUAUAUCGAGAAUCGAGAUGUUGCUAAAACUGUGUUAAAGGAACGAGGCCUCAAGAACAUUCGCAUUGGAAUUGAAGGUUACCCUACCUGUAAAGAAAAGAUUAAGAGGAGACCUGGUGGGCGGUCUGAAGUUAUCUACAAUUACGUGCAGCGCCCUUUUAUCCAGAUGUCAUGGGAAAAGGAGGAGGGAAAGAGUCGCCAUGUGGAUUUCCAGUGUGUUCGCAGCAAAUCCCUCACUAAUUUGGUGGCUGCUGGAGAGGAUGUCUUGGAAGACCAGGAGAUAAUAAUGCACCACCCACCUCAGGUGGACGAGCUGGACCGCUUAAACGCUCCACUCUCUCAGAUGGCUCCGAAUGACUUUCAAGAUUAGAGACAAAGAUGUCUGCCCAUUGCUGGAGCUCUUCUCCAGGUACCCCAGCACCUCCAACCAGGCCUCCCUGCCCUCCCAUGGGUUCUCACCAUUAGGAGAUACUUCUUCCUGUCUCCUUCCUUUCUGAGUUAUUAAUGUGCCCUUUCUGGGUCUGCCUCUGGCUGGGUGAAGAAGCUCUCUGGUAAUUAGGUGAUCAGUUUUACCAGCCCUGGCAAACAAACAUUUUGGGUCUGGUGCUCUUGGUUGAAUCUUUGGAUAACUGCAGGAGAGGAAGUGGACUGUUACCUCAUAUUUGGCACAGGAGCCCACUCUUACACUUGGUGGGUGGUUUUACAUCAAACAAAUUGCUUAAUAGCAAAAGGACCAAAUGUCAGAGGAGUCUGUGCUGGGGCGGGUGUGCCCCCCUGCGGUGUGCUUGGGUGGGUGUAAGGCUGGGCCUGGGCACUGCAACCGGAUGCCAUCUGGAUAGAAUGUCUGAGGAAUUCCCAAGAGCUCCAGCUCAGCUCUGCUCUUCACUAACAUGGAGCAAACCAACCCAGAAGACAGGAGCAGUGACCCAGCAGUGUGCUUGUGCAGCCUAUGCUUCAUUUGGAAGGGAAACCUGCAAAUGAGGCGGCAGAAUGGCUUCAGAUCAGGCCAGCUGGACCCUCUCCUCUGGUGGGAAGCCACAGUGCUUGUCUCUGGGGAUGGCUCAUUGCUGUGGGUGUGGUUGCUUGUUCCCCUCCUCGAGCUCCAGGGAAAAGGCAUCGGUAGUGAGCUGGGCAGGUGCUGCCUCAGAGUUCUCACACCAGUAUGCUCAGUUUUCUUUUUAAACAGGCCAUUAGCUACUGGAACAUGGUAAGAAAGUAAUACUGUGGUCAUCUCCAAAAUCAGGUCCAGGCCUUGUUAUUUUGUUUAUCUGUUCACGCUUACAUGUGUGGUAGAUGGCCGUCCAGAUCAUUCCCCAGUCCCUUCGUCUGACAUUUCCAUGGCUGUUUGCAGAGUCAAGAGCCAGACAGCAAUGUCUGGGAUUAUCUUACUUCCUGGUAGAAGCUGACCUUUGAGUCCAUCCUCCACCCUGGGCAUUUUCCCAUCAUAGGUGAUGUGUAAGCUGUUUGCUUCAAGCUCCUUAGAGAACAUGUUUGGUUUCUUGAAGGCUGCCCCCAUAAGACACUGUACAGCAGAACUACUUGAUGGAUACAGUCAGGUUUUGGAAGCCCUCUCUCCAGCAUUGAAGAACAAGAGUGUUCUUAAAACAGUGUUUUCUGUGCUCAUGGCAUCGCAGUGGGAGUUGGACGAUAUCCUCCUUCCUCAGAAAAUAACUGAAGGGUAACUAGGCGGCUGCAGUUUGUGUGGUGACUAUUGGUAUCGGCGAGGCAGCCUCCAGAACAUGGGCUGAGGUUACUUCUGUGAAGUUGCUUGGCUUGUGUUUGAGGCCAGGUCUGGCUUUGAGUUUGUUGGUGCUACAUGGUUGCCUACCUGCAGCUGUCCAGCCCAGGCCCAGGGUCAGCGGUGCUUCCUGUUUCUCCGUGGCCACUGGAGUGAGCGUUAUCUGAUGUGUGUGAUGCUCAGGUGUGAGCACAGUCCUCUCUGUCCUCUGGAGGUGGUUCACUGGCUCCGGCCUUUUAUGAACUAGGUUUUAACCCCGACACUCCAGCCCAUGGAGUUUGAGUAGGAGUCAAUCUAAAAGCUGCUCCAGUGACACUGGGUGGUGGCGACUAGAGAAAAGGCUGGGGAAAUAGGCUCCUUGUGGAGAGGGAAGCUUUUUUGUACCUCAGCCCCACUCUUACCUACAUUUUGGUGUCAUUGUAGUUUGGUGUCUUGCCUACUGUUCUCAGGGUUGGGACACUUUUUUUUUCCUUUUGAUUUUGGGGAGGGGAGGAGUAAGGUGGGGUUAAAACAAGGGUUUCUCUGUGUAUCCCUGCCUGUCCUGGAACCCACUCUGUAGACCAGGCUGGCCUCAGAUUCAAGAGAUCCACCUGCCUGUCUCCAGAGUGCUAUGAUUAAAGGUGUGUGUCGCCACUGCCCGGCCCCAAAUUGGGGCAUUCUUUAGUGGUGGGACCUUGCAGGAUCAAGGGCUGGAUUACAGUCAUUUUUGGAGUGGAUUACUGACUAUGUGUGAGAGAGGACCUUUCUCAUGAAGAGAUGGAUUUGGGGCUCAGUGUCUUUUAAGUGCCUGAAUAAGUAAGCUGGGCUCUGUGCACAGAAAGCCUCAUGAGAAAGGUGACUUUACACCUCAGAGUCUCAGAGUAUCUUACAAGAUAAAAGAUGAACCUGAUCCUGAGGCCUGACUCUUCAGCAUGCCCUUGUUACAUCUUGAGUGGUUGACUAGGAACACCUGCAUUAAAGAGGUGGUAAACAGGCAGACACAGUAUUAGAACGAAGCAAAUGGGGGUGAUGGCAGAAUCUGAGGAAGAUAGGAGGAACUGGGUACAGCAGCCAAAAUUACUUUCACAGCAUCUCAGGGGAUGCUGUGUGAUGUCUGAUAUCAGUGUACAGGCCUGAGAGUGCUCCGCAGGAAACCCAGUGAGGGCCGUGAGACACUCAAAGGAUGUGUCUUAGGGGGAAAUGUUCAGAGCAAAGGCUUCAGCUCAAGUGGAGAGUUUUAGUGGUGGCCAUCAACAGCUUCUGAGGUGGGUGCAGGGACUCAGCAGGAAGCUGCUGUUUUCCCAGGAGGCAGAGCCACUCUUGUGUCUAAUGGGAUCAUUCUGGAGAAUUAGUUUUCUCUUAAGGGCAAAAUGGUGUGGAUUUUGCCUCUUACAUUAUAUUUACUUUUGAAGUUGCACUUGUUCACCUACCAGUGUUUACGGAAUCCUGUGUAUGGGAUGCUUUUUCUAUAAUAAAGUAUUUUUAUUUGUG
Messenger RNA from Arvicanthis niloticus (Nile rat), 4241 nucleotides. It is a transcript of the gene Kctd20, whose product is annotated as potassium channel tetramerization domain containing 20. The record is from RefSeq and is a predicted model, not a curated record. Gene Ontology annotation, cellular component: cytoplasm. NCBI's taxonomy places the organism in Eukaryota, Metazoa, Chordata, Mammalia, Rodentia, Muridae. Gene Ontology annotation, molecular function: protein binding. Gene Ontology annotation, biological process: positive regulation of phosphorylation.